GGGAGGUUGUGGACUUGUGGUUGAAGAGAAGGAGCGUGGGAGCGGAUGCUAACGAAGCGCGUGGAUGGGGAAAGGAAACCAUGUAAAGAUCAGAUGACCUCAUCGGCCAUCGCAUCCCCAAGUGGGCGGAGAGAAUGAGACGACGACGCACUGUUUCUGUUGAAUCUUCUCGCCGUCCGUUUGCCCUCUUCUCUUUCUCUGCUCUGCUCUGUUUCCUCCUUGUUUUAAAAGUUUUUCCAAAAUCGUGGGAUACAAAAAACUGUGGAAGAAAAGGAAAAAUUAGUCUCUUUCAGCAGAACCCAACAGCACUACAGAAGAAGAGCAGCCAGUCAUGGCGGAUGACAACAAUGGCCACUUUUGGAUUCUUGCCCGAAUUUUAAUUACGUAGUACACCAGUACUCCUCCUCCUCCUGACGUAAAUUAGUAAUCAACUUCUUCCUUUCUCCUUUUCCUCUUUCUGGGUAAUUACUUGCUUAAUUAAUUCCUGAAAGUUGCUGAUGAAAUUAUCCGAAACCUACCAAUAAUGGUAGUUUAAUGCUGAGAUUCGAAGCCCCAAAGCAGCCGCACCAGCAGCAACCCCCAUCUCUCUCUGGCUCCCUCAUUGUCUGACGAACGAGCGCGUGUCUCUCUGUUUUCCCCCUUUUCCCUCUCUAUCUGCUUGCUGCUGCGAGAGAGAUCUCUCAUCUCCUACAUCGGAUAAGAAGGUAUGAAGAAUGAAGCCACCAGCUCUUCCUUUUCUUGUUCCCAGUUUGUUUUCUACUUUCAUUCAUGGCAUGGGUGUGACUUACCUACCUGGUUCUCUCUCUCUCUCUCUCUCUCGCCGCCUCUGUCAGUCUUAUCCGUCUCUGUUCAACUUCAGUUCACUACCCUUUUGAGUUUUGACCCACUCUGUCUCUCCUCUAUGUGGAAUCAAUUCUUCCUACUCUCUGCUGGCAUAUCAAUAGUACAUAUUCCUAUGGCGUUUUUUUGGGACACGUUUGUUUUUUACUUUCUUGCGAUGUUUGAGGCUGUUGACUGGGGAAUAUGAGCUCAAAGGUGGGAUCUUUUUGGAAAAAGAAAGAACUCAAAGGGUGGAGUUUUGAAUUCCUGCAGUCUUUUCUGUUUUUAAAACAAAGGGUGCGGUUUCGGUUUCAAAUCUCUGCAACCAUUAUGUUGAUGGAAGUCUAUUUCCCAACUAGAUUCGGAUUGAGAGGUGAAAGAUGCAAAAUGGGAAGUUUGGUUUGGAACACCAUACCUGAUUUCAUGUUGGUAAAGGUUGGGGGGGAAUUGUUUGCUGGCUCUGCAGUAAGGGUUACUGUGGAAUAGCAUCCUCUCCUCUCUUUUUUCCCAUACCCAUGUUCUCUGCACAGAAACAGAAGGGAAACUGAGGAUUUGAAUAGUAUCAUGCUGAUGUUCCCUCUAAAAUGGGGGUUGAUGACAGAUUUAGCAGUUACACAUGCAUCCUGGACUUUGGAACUAUUGUGGUGUGUUCAAUUUAGAAGUUAGAAAUGCUCACUUUCGAUGAUAUGUUCUAAAAGAGUUCCCUCACUGUUCAUGGGGGGAUCAUAAGUAUGUUUUACUGACACAAACCAAUUGAGUAUUUCCCAAGCAAUGGAUCUGUUAUCUACAAGAUAUGCUUGCUAGAAUUGGAAAGGGGGGAUCAAUUUGUGUGUGUACCCAUAUGUUGCUGAAAAAUUCAGUAACUUGUUAGCCGAUUUUUUCCUUAUUUUUCAAAUUUGAUUAACAAACUUCUUCUUUUGCUUACAGGUUACUGGAAACCAAGUUGUUCACUACUUAUUUAGGUCACUAUCCGGUUAUAGAUGCUUCUAUGCUACCUCAAUGGAGCGGAUUUUAUGCAUAUUCUCAAGCUGUUGAAGCUUCAUUAUAGUUGCAGGGAUGUAAACCGUCGGUACUUGUCAUAAAGGGCAAUGAACAGCAGAUGUAUGGUUUAACAGUGGGGUUCGGUUUGUGGAGAGAUUCGAAGGAGUACAACUGUGGAGGUAGAGUUAUCCUCGGCUUCCAAGGAUUGUGUGUUGAUGGCAAUGCUGUAGAGUUUCUUUCUUUCAGUUGAAAUAUUUGCAACAUCCAAGUUCACUCAAGUCAGUUCACAUACAGCAGGCCUUUGCCUGAUAACUUUUGUUGGAAAAGAAGAUUCUUCUUUCUCUGUGGUGGAUUAUCUCUCGACAUACCAUUAUGAAGAGCCAAGCUGUUGUAUCUCUGAUGAAGACUGAUUCUCCUGGAGGUGUCACAGGUCCAUUUUGCUCACCGCUCUCUCCCAUUCACAACUUUUUUGGUGCUGAAUCUGAUGGCAAUAGUGCACUGACAAAUGAAUGCUCAUCCUCUCGUUCAUCCCCUUUCAUACGAACAGACUCCCUCAACUCUCACAACGGCUUGCGUUUAUCAACUGCAGAACCUGAAACAUAUAACAUAAAAUCUGGACCAGAUAGCCCUCUUUCUUUUGGUUCUCAGGUCCACCAUUCUAAGAGCACAUUUCAGCGCUCCUCUAUGUUCUGCACCAGUUUGUACUCAUCAUCGACUUCUUCUUUGAGCUCCGAGGCAGGCCGACAGUUGGGGAAGCUUCCUUUUCUCCCACUCCCCCCUGCUUGCAGCCUAUCAAUUUCAGGUGUUGCUUCAACAAAAUCUCCACCGCUUUUCAGCGAGGAUGUGAGCAACACAUAUGACGAGGAUCAAUCUGAUGCAUUCAUGAAGGAUUUUCUUAACUUAGCGGGAGACACUUCUGAAGGCAGCUUUCAUGGUGUGAGUUGUGCAAGUGGUGCUUCGGAGUUUACAGAGCAGUUGGAGUUACAGUUUUUGUCUGAUGAACUUGACAUUGCUAUCACGGACCAUGGUGAAAAUCCAAGACUCGAUGAUAUAUAUGAAACACCUGAAACCUUAUCAAAACCAGUCACAGUUACGACGUCCAAUCAAAACCUUAUCUCUGCUGGGCCACCAGUUGAUGUGCUUUCUGGUCAACCCUCUCCCAUGGGCGCUUCUGCUCACAAACCAAGAAUGAGGUGGACACCUGAGCUGCAUGAAAGCUUUCUAGCAGCUGUGAACAAGCUUGAUGGAGCUGACAAGGCUACGCCGAAGGGUGUAUUAAAGCUAAUGAAUGUGAGCGGUUUAACCAUUUAUCAUGUGAAAAGCCACUUACAGAAAUACCGCCUUGCCAAGUAUUUGCCCGAGAAAAAAGAAGAAAAGAAGCCUUCCAGCCCUGAAGACAAGAAACCUGCUUUAGGAAGCCUUGAAUUUGAUGGGCGGCGAAAGGGGACCCUUCAAAUUUCUGAGGCUUUGCGCAUGCAAAUUGAAGUUCAGAAGCAGCUGCACGAACAGCUAGAGGUACAAAGAUCCCUUCAGCUACGUAUCGAGGAACACGCAAGAUACCUGGAAAAGAUCUUGGAGGAGCAGCACAAAGCUGGCACUGCAUUACUGUCUCCAAAAACCCCGUCAGCAGCAUCACUUACCACUGAUGUUCCAUCUCAAGAGUGCGAGGGACCGCUGCAACCAACUUCUUCCUCUGCUGACGCACCACAACCACAGUCUGCCGACGAGUCCAAAGCUGAAUCAGCAGCAGCAUUGUCACGUACUCCAUCAGCAAAGCUCCAAGGCCCCAGCAGUGGUGAAGAAGAUAUCGUCGAGGUCUGUAAACAAGCGUGCAAGAAAAGAAGUCGCGUGGAAAGGGAAGAAGAAGUGACUGCUGAGGUUGGAACUCCAUUGUAACCAAUGUUGAUCAUCCAUUGGCUAGCUAUUCUGAAAAGAGUAGUGUAGUAGGUAAUCUGUGAAGCUACUUUGCAUUGUCCAUUGGAUUGUUUGUAUGUAUGCCAAUGACAUGUUGUAUGCUGUUAUCUAGGAUUCUUUGGAUGGAUUUUUGGGUUUGGGGGAGAGGGUUUCUUCCUUGUAAGUAGUAGAAGUUUGGAUUGAGAUUUGCUUCACUUUCUUUUCUUUUCCUCACAGUUUUUCUUUUGGCAGUUUGAACUGAAAGAGAAACUGGACAUGCCCUUUUAAUUGUACAAACUUUAUGUAUGAAUGCCAUAUGUGCUUGUUUAGCCCAAGAACACCUCUCUCAAGUGUGG
Molecule: messenger RNA, 4049 nt
Organism: Linum tenue
Lineage: Eukaryota; Viridiplantae; Streptophyta; Magnoliopsida; Malpighiales; Linaceae
Source: the annotation of a GenBank genome assembly